GUCGCUUCCUCAUUAGCUUCAUUCUGCUGAUUUUAAAUGUGCACAAACUGAACCCUCCAUUCACCACCCGUCACUUUCCAGAAACACCAUGGAAAGUGAUGAGGAGUCACCAGCACAUCUUCAGCAGUGCAAAGCUGGCUCAGUAAAGGGCAGGAGAAAUGUGGGGGGGGAAAGAGAGAAGUCAGGAAAUGAGAGGGUCGAGUUGACGUUGGGGGUGAAAACAUCCGAACCCAAAAUCUCAGUCAAGCUUUUCUCCUGCGUUUCUAACGACAGUGAACCCUGCGAGGCUCAUCAUCGUUACAGUGAUGAUUCUGACAACAAUCGUGAGCCGGACGCUGUUUACGCAAAAGUGGAGGCAUCAAAAAAGGACAUCCAGCGCAGAGGGGACAAAGGGACUGCUGCUGCACAAACACAGAUGCCAAACACAAAGCCCAAGGCCAGGACGCUGGUAGCGAGCAGGCAGCUGAGUGAUGGGAACGAGGCGGCCUCUCUCAGGGACCAAUCCCGUCCUCCGUUACUAACACUGAGAGGAACUGUAAGGACGUCUCCAGCUCACGCAUCCGUCACUGAGACCAAAAAGCAGUAUUACAGCGACCUUUGCAGGCAGGUAGAGGAGAGACAUCAGCAGACGGAGAGAGAGAGGAGGAGAAAUUACACUGACGAACAGAAACACAAUGAGACCCUGCAGCACUCCAUCUGGGGGAGGCCAGGAAGCGGUGCACCGAACUACCACCUGGGCACAGUGAGACGGACCAAGAUCCUCUGCACCGCCGGGAUUUUACCCCAAGAGCAGAUCCGUGAUAAAGGCUUCUGUGGGAUCCCCUUCCACUCCCAGUGACAUGAAGACCAUAACAUCCCCAAACUGAGACAACUGAGGGGCUAAUUGUCGCCUCUGACUUCCUGCUCCUCGAGCAAUGUUAAUUUUGUAGCCGUCGAAGGAAUUUGGGCUUUUUCAGCAGCAGAUUCUGACGGCAGAAUACAGAAUAAACUUGCUGUGCAAACAUUUAAGAAGGCGCCAAACUGACUGUGCGUCAAACAGCGGUUCAUUUUUUUAACUGAGGAGCUGCAACAGCCGGAGCCGCCAUAUUGUUUUCCGGUUGUCUGUUCAUCCCGUUCUCAUGGACAUGAGAUCUUUGUAACACCUUGACGGAACUUCUUCAAAUAUGGCUAAAACAUUCACUAGGACUCCAGGAUAGACUGAUUAGAUUUUGGUGGUCAAAGGUCAAAGGUCAAGGUGGCGGUGACCUCACAAAACACGGUAUUGUGCCUCUUGAAUGUCGUAUCACUUUGUUAAGAUUUGGCACAAAUAUUUACUUGGCCUCAAGGAUGAACUGAUUAGAUUUUGGUGGACAAAGGUCAAAGGUCAAUGUCAUGUUGUCGUGAAUGCAUUAUAUCAGAAAACGCCCAGAGGCAAUUUCAUUACUUCUGUCACACAAAUCCAUACACAGUUUAACUCAAAACGUCUACAAGGAUGAAAUGAAGUGAUGACAUUUUAUAUCCAAAAGGUCAAAGGUCAACUUCACUGUGACAUUAUAAUGUUCAAAAAAAAAAACACACACCAAGCUUCCUCCAGAGUCACAGACGACAUUACACAACUAUGUUUUCACAGGCUGAGUUGUUCUCCUCAUGACCAUCUAAAUCAUACGACAUUGGAAUUAAUUCAAGGCCUAAUUACUGAAUAUUGAAGCUGCGUCUCCAUGGAACACCUGCGUGAGGUCAAGGCCUUCGGUAAUCGUUCUUGCAGCUCAGGUCGAGUCUUUAUGGAAAGUUACAUUUUGGAAAAUGAAAAGAUUGAUUACCAGACAACUUCAACCACUGAGCUGCACGACUGAGAGCUGAAUUUCAUCAGUGACCAAGGAGGUUAAAGUUUGACACACACACACACACACACUCACAAAUGAUUGAUUCUGCUUUGCUGGAGAGUUUGAGCUUGCAGAAGUUUGAGAUGACAUCGGCCUACACAGGUCUGAGAAAAGUUUGUGAAUAUAUCUUCGCUGUAAAUGACUCGUAUCGUGGCAGAAUACGUCGCUGAUUUGUUCAUUAUAGUGUUGGACAUAAAGAACAAACAGCCUCGACUUGAAUACUUUGAAUUAUUUGUCCAAAAAGUUUUUUCCCUGAUUGAUCUACCAGGUAGUCGUCAGAUAAUUACACUGUGAGGAGCGAUGACUCAUCCCCUCUAAUUGCAUGGCUUUGUUAGCGUGACGUUAGCGGGCUUUUAAAUGGAACAGUUUACGCACACACUGAGUGAUUGUAUUUAGUUUUUUAUAGGAUAAGGGCCUUAUUGCAGAGGGCAGCGGCAGCUUUCCAUCUCAGUGGGAGAAUAAUUAUGAUGUAGGGAUGUAGGCUGCUGAGGUUGGUAAUUAUACUGUGGAACACAGAGGAUCUACCUUUUGGUUCAUCUACUCCUUCUAGUUUCAUCCUCUGUACAAUGAGCUGCUCACCCAGCUUUAAAAUAGAUUUUAUUCAUCGUCUCCUCGAUGAGUCCAUGAGGAGCUCGAGCUCAUCUCAGUGUAAACUUCGGCCGUUUUUACGCUUCCAGUAUUUGGAACAGCAGCACCCCUCAAUCAGGAAGGUCAGAGGUCAUGGUAAACAACAACACAUCACCCCAGCAACACGAGUUAAAGCAAAGUGCAGUCGAGUUGCAGGAUGUCUGAAAGCUCUGGUUGAAGGACUCUGACCACUAAUUUCCAUGCUCUCUCUCUCAGACUCGGUGGUGACCUUACUGAAGCUUGCUUUAUGCCGACUCAUCACUUUUAUAUUCCCAAUAAACCCUUUGGUGAAUUACA
This is a messenger RNA of Seriola aureovittata, 2786 nucleotides long. RefSeq lists its product as uncharacterized. The coding region runs from base 89 to 838 and encodes 249 amino acids. The transcript has 10 exons. The record is from RefSeq and is a predicted model, not a curated record. Lineage: Eukaryota; Metazoa; Chordata; Actinopteri; Carangiformes; Carangidae.